Choloepus didactylus (southern two-toed sloth) is the source of this 936-nucleotide messenger RNA. Its product is annotated as putative olfactory receptor 2B8. Gene Ontology annotation, biological process: G protein-coupled receptor signaling pathway. The annotation marks the transcript as partial. Gene Ontology annotation, molecular function: olfactory receptor activity; G protein-coupled receptor activity. The record is from RefSeq and is a predicted model, not a curated record. Gene Ontology annotation, cellular component: membrane. Lineage: Eukaryota; Metazoa; Chordata; Mammalia; Pilosa; Megalonychidae. The transcript has a single exon.
AAAAUUGGUGUGAUAAAAACUAACUUCACUGUGACAGAAUUUGUGUUCCUGGGCCUCUCCUCACAGCCAAAGAUCCAAGUCACUCUUUUUAUUAUGUUCUUGUUCUUUUAUUUAUUAAUUGUGGUUGGUAAUAUGAUUAUCAUCACUAUUAUCCAGAUAGAACCUUGUCUUCAUACUCCCAUGUACUUCUUUCUCACCAAUUUAUCAUUCUUGGACAUCUGCUACACAACCACCAAUGUCUCACAAAUGCUAUCCAACAUGGUGGGGAAAAAGACCGUUUCAUUCUCUGGUUGUGCUACUCAGAUGUACUUCUCCCUCUCCUUUGGAAUGACUGAAUGUGUUCUCCUUGGUGUUAUGGCUUAUUACCGAUAUGUAGCCAUUUGUCAUCCUCUUCAUUACACUGCCAUCAUGGAUCAAAGCACUUAUGUCCAACUGGCAGCCAUUUCUUGGUUCAUCAGCUUCCUCAGUUCCAUGGUUAUCAAUGUCCUCACCUUGAGUUUGCCAUACUGUGGACCCAAUGUCCUGAAUCACUUUUCCUGUGAAGUACCUUCUGUCCUGAGGUUGGCUUGCACCAACAAUUCAUUCACUGAGAUGGUUGUUUUCAUCUUCAGUAUCAUCAUUGUCUUCAUUCCUUUCCUCCUCAUUGUUGUUCCUUAUGCCAGAAUCCUUGUAUCUAUUCUCAGGAUGCAGUCAGCCUCUGGGAGGCACAAGGCACUGUCCACCUGUGCCUCCCAUCUGACAGUGGUGGCUUUGUUCUACGGAACUGCCAUCUUCAUGUACAUGAGACCACAGUCAAAGUCCUCUCAGGCUGGAGGCAAGAUAAUUGCAGUUUUUUACACUGUGAUCACACCCAUGCUCAAUCCCUUGAUCUACAGCCUAAGGAACCAAGAUGUGAAAAGAGCUAUAAAGAGAGCUAUAGCAAAACAGAGAACAUGA